AUAAUGCAAAUCAAUUCCAUUGGACCGUAUCAGUAUGUGUGGCUAAUUUCUUAAAACAAACAUCUUCUAAUGUAUGGGUAUUUUACACACAUGAUGUUGUUAAAUACCCGAUUAAUUCGUUAAGAGAAGUAAUUUGGCGUUAACACGUGUUUUUAUAAUUUUAUUGUUUUAACACCGGUAAAAAGUAAUGUUGUCACUAGUCAAGUUCGUUUAUUUAUUUUUAUUCCAUUGUGGAUUGAAUAAUUUGUAUGGUACAGUUUAUGGACAACCAACAUCAACAUCAUCCCCUUCAAAUCAGAAAUGUGCUGUACCUGCAACAUUCAUAGAUAAAACUGUAUCAUAUAAAUGCAAAGCAGAAGCUGGAAAAGUAUGUCAUAAAAAUGGAGAUAUCGCGGUGCCUCAGUACACUACAGCCGCAUUCGAAUGUAAACCAGGAUACGAGCGUGAAGAUGGGAAAAAAUUCCAGUCUGUUUGUAUCGAUAACGAAUGGCAACCACCCAUCGACAAUUGCAUCAAAAAAUGUGACAAGUUGAAUCCCAUAAGCGUGGAUCUGAGAUGUACUUAUCGAGGUUCUGAGAUCGAAUGUGACGGAAAUCUCCUCCCUGGCACAAAAGUUCGACCCACUUGUAAACCUCUACAUACUCACGAAGGUGCAGCCCCAACUUACGAAGAAAUAACUUGCAAACAGGAUGGAAAGUGGGACCAUGCAUUAUUUUCAUGCAGACCGGAUUGUGGAACCCCAUUUUCAAAUGCUGAACCGUUGAUUGCUUUUGGAGAACCGGAAGAAUAUGGCGAUUCGCCUUGGCAUGUGGCAAUUUAUAAUGAAAAGAAUGUCUUGAUUUGCGGCGGUACGAUUAUAUCUCCGCAUUUAGUGGCGACAGCCGCUCAUUGCUUCUAUAACGAAAAUAAUGCAACGAAAUCUGAUCCCAAACAUUAUGAAAUUAUCGUCAGCAAAGUGACCAGAAAUUACACAACGAAGGAUAAUGGAAUUCAAAAGAAUUACAAGGUGAAAGAAAUCCGUUACAGCAAAAAUGGUUUCGUUGGGAAUCAAAACAACUACGAAAAUAAUAUAGCUUUGCUGAUCUUAAGCGAAGAACUCGUAAUGGGGCCUACAGUGAUGCCUGCUUGUGUCGACUGGUCCGGUACUAAAAAAAUUCCCCCAAUGGAGGGCACUCAGGGAAAAUUUGUAGGAUGGGGAAAAAAUGCAAAUGACACGUGGAGUGAAAUUUUACACACAGCGAGUUUACCUUUCAUUAGCUACGAAAAGUGUUUGAAAUUAUUACCAUCCAGUGUCAAACACUUCCUAACUUCAGAUAGAUUUUGCGCCGGUAGUGAAAAAGGCGCAUCUGUACAACCAGGAGACAGCGGAGGAGGUUUAAUGUUCUUAGAAAAAAAUCAUUAUUUUAUUCGAGGUAUCUUAGCUUUGAAAAUACACGGAUCCUGGACAGCUUUGUUUACUGAUCUGAACAAACAUGUCGAUUGGAUGCUUUCAGUGCGAAACGAGGUCGAGAACGAUGUAAUUAUAAAACAAACUACGGUCGAUUUCAAAACCAAACCGAAAUAAAUUAGUUAAUUUUUUUUUAUUGUUUGUGUUAAAAAAAAAAAAUUAUUAAAAAGGUGUGAUUUUUCA
Planococcus citri (citrus mealybug) is the source of this 1630-nucleotide messenger RNA. RefSeq names its product modular serine protease-like. The transcript is spliced from 9 exons. Gene Ontology annotation, molecular function: serine-type endopeptidase activity. The coding region runs from base 188 to 1564 and encodes 458 amino acids. Gene Ontology annotation, biological process: proteolysis. The record is from RefSeq and is a predicted model, not a curated record. Lineage: Eukaryota; Metazoa; Arthropoda; Insecta; Hemiptera; Pseudococcidae.